AUGAAGUAAUAUCAAAAAAGUUUUAUUGGAAAACCUAUAGAUAGAAAUCUAAUUGUUAGAUCUACUCUCAAAUUACCAUAAAUUAGGUAAGAUAUUUCAAAUCAUUAGAGCAUCGGAACUAUGAAUAUUCCUAAUAGGUCAUCAGAACAUAUUCCCAAUUCACGUUUACAUAUGAAAACUAAAACUAGAGAUACUAUUAAAGCAGUUGUUAAGGAACGUCCUCAUUUUAAAUAAUUACCUACAGAUAGAACUAUGCCUACUCUACCAUCGUUAAAUUCUCCAAGGUCUGAAGAUGAGGGAGAAUCAUCACAUAAAAAUUUGUUUUCAAUUAGGAGAACUGUUAUUGAUACUCUCUCAUUACGAUAAUCUCGAAGGACUAGUGUAGAAAAAGAUAGAUUAAAGGAAGAAAAGAAAGAAGAAGAUAGACCUGAUAUACAACAACAUAAUACAGACUAUAAAAUAUCUUAGGAUUAAUAAAUAAUAAAUCAACAAAAUUUAAAAUUAAGCAAAUCACAUGAUUAAUUCAUUUAAAAUCAUGAUAAUUUAGAUGAAGUCUUAGAAGAACCUAUUGAAGAAAUACGACCAAAGAAGGAAUCCUAAUCUAUUAGACCUAAAAAUGAAAGUGUCUCUUCACAAUUCACAUAACUUACUGAUGAAAUACAUUCAGUAUGGGAUAAUGUUGAUUUGUAUUUAAGAGGAAUUCAAUUUGAUGAAUUUGAUUAAUAAGCUUAAUUACAAUCAUUUUUGCAACUCUACAAAAUGAGAAGUGGAGGAUUCCCUGUAAGUUACUCAUGAUUAAAUAAGGGCUAAAGAGAGAACUUGUCAAAUGAAGAAGUAAUUAGGAGAGCUGCUGAAUAUGCUAAAGGCAAUCGCCAAGUAUUUAAGAAAUAUUUUCCAACUAAACAAGUAGUGUUUGAAAAUGAAGAAGAUUACACAUAAUCAUAUGAUGUUAAUAGUGAUGCUAAUUUUUAAAAAUUCUAAAAGUAUAUUCAGAAAUAUAAUUAAUAAUAAGAACAAUAAUGA
This is a messenger RNA of Paramecium pentaurelia, 1023 nucleotides long. Lineage: Eukaryota; Ciliophora; Oligohymenophorea; Peniculida; Parameciidae. The record is from the annotation of a GenBank genome assembly.